Messenger RNA from Wyeomyia smithii (pitcher-plant mosquito), 13661 nucleotides. RefSeq lists its product as uncharacterized. The transcript has 3 exons. The record is from RefSeq and is a predicted model, not a curated record. The annotation marks the transcript as partial. NCBI's taxonomy places the organism in Eukaryota, Metazoa, Arthropoda, Insecta, Diptera, Culicidae.
GAAUCGCCUGCCUGCAAUCAGUCUGCAGGCAGUAACAAGUUAGAUAAAAAACUGACAGCAUCGACAACGACCCUCUCGGAUAAAGACCCCCGGGACAUUAGUAACAACGGCUUCAAUCGCUUCGACCCAAAGUAUGUCAGUAUCGGUCCGAAGGCGAUUCGGUCUGCUGGAAGUCAGAUGACGGCCAAUGUGAACAAGUGUGCUACACUGCGGCACGGAGGUCGUUACGGAGGUUCCUUGACUGCUGGGGUUGCUGGCGGAGGUCGCGGCACUAGCCCAAGCCCUCUACUGAAGAAUGUUCGACAGCCAAUUGUAGCCCAAAAUCAGGGCCACUUGAGGCAUCCCCAGCAGCAGCACAUCCAGCUACAAGAUAAACCGGAUCGUCAAGCAUCGAAUCAACAGAAACAAUUGAACAUCUCAACCGUCUCCAAAGACUACAACCAAUCGUACUCGUGUGCAACGCUACCAUACAAGAAACCUAGUGGAUUUUCAGAAGCAGCAACUACAUCUAUACUGAAAAAGGAGAGCAAUCUGGACAACAAACACCAACCUACUGUCUACAGCAUUGACACCAUCUAUCAUCAGCAGGCAGGUCAACCAACUCAACAGCAUCAUCGUUCACUAUCGAGCACAAAUCAGUUGUAUCAUGAAACGGGAGCAGGAUCGGCAUUCGCAAGCCCACCACCAUCAUCGGCAUCGACGGCCACCACCAAGAGCACUAUCUCGAUCAUUAACCAGCCACUGCCAGAGAUUCCGACAUCGGCACAACACAUGAAGAACAAUCAGCAGCCCCUUUGUGCGGCCACUCUGAACCAAUACAGGUCGCUACAGCGACCGAACAAGCAGAGUGGUCUAAGCUUGAAAGAACCAUCGCCACAACUACAGCAUCAUCCACCCCCGCAGCAGAUUCAACAGAAGCCAUCGAUACCGCCCAAGGUUACUCCACCGAUGCUUCCGCCGAAGAAUCGCCACAAAGACGACGCCACCUACCAGUCCCGGACCUCGUCCAUUUCCUCUACCAGUAGACCUCAGCAACCAUUACCUCAACCUCCCUCACACCAAUUGUCUUCAUCGUCGCACCAGUCCUACGGUGGAAUUGGCGGGGGCCACAUCCUAACUGCCAGUGGAAAAACAAACUUCAAUGCCAUUCAGCAACAGCUCCAAAAUCAGCUACACUUCAAGCAAUACCAUCAGCUCACACAACAACCCUGGCAGCGGGAACAACUCUCCAACCUUAGUACUGCUGCUGCCUACCAACAACAGCAGCAGCAGCAACAGCAUCACCAAUCCAGCUAUCCAACUCACACCGAACGAGGUUACGAGCAAAAGUCCAGCCGUAAUCGUUCCUACUCUGGCAGUAGCGAACGCGAGCAACAUCAACAGAAGGCGAGCAAUAUCGAGAAGCAGAAGCAAAGCUAUCAAACACUGCCAAAGAAUCACCACCACUAUCACAGUGGGCCGGGCGCGAAUACCAGCUCCUUUAGCACACAAACACCUUCGCAGCAACCACAUCACCAUCACUACUCACAACAGCAGCAGCAACAACAACAACAACAACAGCAAGCGCAACAGCAGCAACAAAUGCAUCACCAGCAGUCACAGCAGGCUGUGACUCAGCAGCAAGCGCCGCAGCAACCGAAAAGUAUUCUGAGCAAAUCACGAUCGAAUGAGGCACGUGAGCGAGAGCGAGAACGGGACCGUGAUCGUGACCGCGAUCGCGAUAGGGACCGAGAUCGGGAACGUGAUCGUGAUCGCGAUCGGGACCGUGAACGGAGUGGUCAUCGAAGUGGCCAUGGCAGUCACGAGUACCACCACGAGUCUCGCAGCUCGGAGAGCAACAAGAACCCGAACGUUUACUAUCGAUCGUUGCAGCGCGGCGGACUACAGGCCAACAAUGAUCUUUAUUCGGUGACGGAGUUGUGAGAAAGGUUUGACUUUUAAGUUUGUUUCUUAGAUGUGGUUUGGUUUCUUGCAUCCAGAGGGCUUGGCAAUCCGUUCGUCUUCAACUGUAGCAGCCAUCACCGCUACUUUCUUGGUUACAAGCCCAAGCCCUGCUCAUUUGUUGUUGCCUUUGGAGGAUCUAAUAGGAAAAACACACACUUUGACGUUAGAACCAAUUGAUCAAUCUAGAAACAAACGAAUCGCUGCGGAAGCGGGAGUAAGUCUUGUCUCAAUUCGUUGUACUUUUCGAAUUACGGGUGAUAUUUUAAAACAACUUUCCUAAUUUCCCCGCGUUCGUCGUGCGAGGCGAUUUCUACUGACCAGGCAAAACGAAAUCCAUACGUAACCAAACAGAACUAACACACACUCUCACACAUAGACACAAACAAACCAAAAAACUGAGCUCAGCUGCACUAACAGCACAUUUUUGUACAUAGUUCUACUAGGAGACGAACAGAAAAAUAACAAAAAAAACAUGUUUUUACGUGAAUUUUAGACCCACUAGUAAGCAUUUCACACGAUUCGAUGAAACGAUGAUACUAAUACUACAGAAGCAAACAAAAAAGUAGAAGAAAAAAAAAAAAACACGCACACACCCUUGAGCAUGAUGAGGACGGGGGUGUCCCUGUCGGAAGCGAACCGAUUGUUGUUAAUGUUACUGAUAAUCUUCAUAGUAUAGACAAAUGAAAGCAAACAAUAACGUAUAAACAAGAAGAAAAAAAACAAUUAAAAUAACACCGAAACCACGAGAGCAUAUAAUGAUUAGUGGAAGUCACAACACGUUGAUGCAAACUAUUAAAUUCCAAAAGACAAACUAAAAAAAAAAAAAGAAAGCGAAAGCAACUUUUUCGAAACCAAUUGUGCAGUACAGUAGAAUCAUGCGUGUUAUAAUUUGUUCUGUAGGAGGGAAAUGAAACAAAAUAAGGCAGAAGUAAAUGGUAAUUAUAGCAAACAUUCGUUUCGGAAAACGUAUAUAGUGGAAAGAGUACAUCACUUGAGGUUUUCUAUUUUAGCUCUUUUUUUUGUUUUUUUUCACCUUUUAGAAAAGGUUGGAAAAGGCUGGCUAGCAAGGUUGCUUCUCGGAACAACUUUAACCGGUUCGGUAUCGUAAAUCAGUUUUGAAUCUUUCAAGAUCUAUUCCACUGCUCUACGGUAAAUUUCAAUAAUGCCGGAAUCAUCCGCAAAGCAUGUGAAACUUUAUAAUAAUGGUGCCACCUCCUUUGAAACGCCGGCCAUUCGCAUGGCACUCUCCAAUGCGAUGAUGAACAAUAAAAUUGAUUGUCCGUAAUUCUGCUUAAAACCAUCCAACGUCGAGAAAACGUUCGAUAACUGGUUACCCUGACGCAUGAUGUGGAACCAUCAAGGAUGGCACGUUUAAUUAGCAAUCCGCCAUAACUCAUGACUCUUAACUGAGUCUUACGCUGCAUUGAGGCCAAUAAACCAAUGGUGAGUCUGCAAGUUGAAUUCUCGAAAUUUAUCUAGAAUUUGUCGCAAGGUGAAUAUUUGGUCCGUUUUCUGCAACAACUUUGGUCUAUAUAACAAGAUGCGGGAGAGAAUUUUGUCCACGAUAUUGAGAAGAGCUAUGCCCCGAUAUUUACUAAAGUCCAGGUGGUGGCUUUCUUGUGGAUCAGGCAAAUGAGACCCUCCAACCAGUCCGAGGGCAAUUCUUCAUCAGACCACACUUUCAGCAUGAUCCGAUGGAUGACUUGAUACAGUUGUUCGUCCUCAUUUUAAAAAGUUCGGCGGGAAUGCUCCUUUCCAGCUGCCUUGUAGCUCCUCCACUUUUUACGGCUUUCACCAGAGAAGCAGCCCUCCACCUCCACGAAACCCAACAUUUCUCGCGCUGUGGUGUUGAUCGUAGUGUUGAUAUGUCUGCACUGUUUGUUCGGGUCCUUUCCAACAUGCUCAUCGAUACGCUUCCGAACUAUUUGCGAGUACUCUACAGCCACUCGUCCUCGUCCUCGAGAGUCCUCGAUCGUACGUUGGACAAUUGGGCGCGGAUUUUGCAUGCCACGAAAUAGUGAUCCGAGUCAACGUUUGGCUCUCUGAACAACCUUACGUCAAUACCGUCUAAAAAAUGCCGACCAUCAGAACAUGGUCAAUCUGAUAGCAGCCCAUUUGAGUGCAUCUAGGUGUGCUCUCGAAUAUUCCGGUGUGAAAAAUAAGCGCUACGGAUAGCCUCUGUCUUCAGCGAUAUUGAUAAGUCUCAGCCCAUUAUCGAUCAUAAUAGAGCGGAAGCUUUCUUCACCAACAACGGGGCGGAAGAAGUCUUUCUGUCCGGCCUGUCAAUUUCCAUCUCCAAUGAAGACCUUGAUGUCGUCCUGGACACUUACUCUACGUCUUCUCAAGGAGAUCAUAGAACUCUUCCUUCUCGUUGUCGGAUUUAUCAUUGGUCGAUGCGUACACCGUAUUUGAAGAAUUUGCUCUUAACUCUCAACACGAAAUUCACCAUCCGCUGCUCUCUUGCCAGGUUACCUGUGCGUACCGGUUCAAUUAGAGUCCCUUAAUUCCAAGUACCGAGUUUUCAAUUAUCAUUCACCUUUAUCGUUCGUCUGGAUCCAUGCCGAUAAUUCCGUACCGUAUCGGGAUUAUUCGUAGUAUUUUAUAUUCGGUAUGCUACCUCACUAGGGCUGUGAUAUCUAGUCUAACGAUUUUUUAUAUUCCUGAGCUUUUCCAAUGUACGUAGUUCACCUUUAAUGGUGGAUGUGGAAUUACCCAGAAUUGGUUCAGGUUCAAUAAAUUGCUGAGCAGAUAUUUGUUAGGCUGUCGGCAUGUUCAUUUCCUACGAUUCCGUAGUGACCGGGUACCUAAAGUAGCAUAACGUUGCUGAGGCAGGAACGUUUCCUAAGUAUUGCAAUGCACUCCCAGAGUAGUCUGGAAACCAUUAGUGCAGCCUGACUGUCCGAAAUGAUUCCAAAUUUGGCGAUGGAUGUUUAUUGCGUAUACCUCUGCUUAAUACACGGUUGGCCACUUACCGAAAGAGAUAAUGGCCUGAAUACCUGGUCUGUAGAUCACGGAUCCAGUCUGGGAUCCGAUUUUGAGCCAUUCGUAUAGUAACGAUUGAUCGAUUUGGAACGUCCAUGUUUGGCUUUGCUUCCAUCCAGUCUGAGACCGUUGUUACUAAUGUCGAAUUCGUUUUUACGGCAGGACUAUCCCGUUCCGGACUACGCUUUGCAGCUGAAAAAAAAAACACUUUUCGAGCAGUUGCAAUGGUGUGCGUAAUACCAGAGGUAACUGUCACUUUUGUUUGGGUCAUUAUCGCCAUUGUCUUUUAUCGCAUUUGUGCUACUGUACGAAAAAUUUGCCAAUUUACUGAAAAAUGACAAAAUACAAAAUAAAAUAAAUAAAAUUCAACCUGAUGUUUGACACGCGAAGAACGAUAAUCAAAGCAAACCGAUUUUGACACAUUUUUUUCGAUUUUGACACAUACGUGUGAAUGUGUUGGUGUCUUCAAAACUACACUCUGUUUCUUGCGCGGACUGUCCGGGACAGAAAAAGGGUAGUCCGGGAUAGUCCGGAAAUUUUAAAAAAAAAACAGUGAUAGAACAAAGUGUAGUCCGCGGGGUAGCUACACCGCAAAAACGAAAACGACAUAAAGGUGUUAGCUUGAACUCCUUCACCUUGGGACACCAUACGAGGGCUGCGUAGGUUAUACGCUUAGCCGAGCAAUGGUGAUGUAAGACCAAAGCACUAAUUGUGGUUUAGCCCCCAAGUCUUGCCAACUGCAAGCCCCGAUAGCUGAAGUUGCCUUUUUGAUAGCAUAGUCUAGUUGAACAGCCCAGUUCAGCAUCUUAUCCAGAAUGAUUUCAAGAUAUUUGGUCUCGUUGCUGGAAGACAGUCUUACCCCUUUCAAUAAUGGAGGAGUGUUUGAAUGCAUCCUUUGCUUGGUAAAGGGUAUAGUGACUGUUUUAGUGGUGCUCAGUCAUGCUCAGCCCUUCUUCUAAGCACUACUGAAAGGUGGUGCUAAGAGCCGUUUGCAUACGCUUAGAUAGAGUUGCAUUACUUUUUCCCUGAGCAAUAAGGACUGCGUGAUCAGCAUAACCUACGACUUCGUACCCUAGCUUGGUUGAGAGAAUGUCUAUCACCAGUGACCAAGGUUGUUAAUCGAUAACGCCGAUGACGAUACCGUCUGUUAUUGUUAUCGUUUUCAGACAUUAUCGUCAUUGCCAAGGACGAUAGCUAUUGGACGGUAUCGAAUCGGUAACGUUUGUUUAUGAACAACCACUGCCAUACUAAUUUUCGCAUCAUCAUUUCAGAUGGAAUUGAAUUAUUAAUCUGACAAUGCCACAGACCUUGCUUUUUAUAUUCGUGCUUCAAAAAGCGCCUCACAAUUAAAAACAAUUAUAACUGAGACAUUCCUUGUCAUGAUGAGAAACGUAACAUAAACAAACGAGAAAAAGUUUUUUCCUGUUGCCUAGUGAUGCUUCGUCUCCACCACUCGAAGUGAAAAAACGCUUCCUCACCCAGUGCCUACUUUUCGAUCCAAUUGUAACCACAGCAGACAAAACAUACAAAAGACGUUAGCGAGUUGAUAACGUUUGGUGACUAUCGUGACUAUCGUCAUCGCCGAUGACGUUAAUGUUUGAAGACGCUAUCGCCAUCGUCAAUAACGAUAUCAGACGUUAUCGAUAUAGAUAGAUUAUCGACGAUAAUCUAUCGUAUUAACAACCUGGCCAGUGACCAUAACAGUGGAGAGAUAACUGAGGACACUCUUUCACUGCCUUUACUGUGACAGAUGUCCCUACUGUGAAAUAGCAGCUGUGAUCUUGCUGCACGAAAGCACUCUAAAUUUUCCACCGGAGCUCAGCUACCCGAUCUCCGUUAAGGUUACUCCUAUCCCGGUGGGCUCCCCAUGGAGGUUGCAAUAGAAGAUGCUGAACAGAGAUGGUUGAUCGCAAAAGGCUCGUGACACGUGUCCAGCCAUUUAUCAAUCACUAAGGUAACAUUAUCACUGACAAAUACCUAGCUAUGACAAAUUCGUUACCGAGGAUUUAAAUAUAAUAGAAAGCUUGCUGAUUUUGCAUAUAAUGUGGAUUUUGUGGUACAAAUGGCUCUUCUGCGGUCUGCGGUGAUAUUUUUCAAUGUCUCAAUGGGAAAAUUCCUCCGUCCCAACAAAACGGACUACAAGUGUCGCAAUGUUGCUACCACUGUAGUAACGUUUGCGUUGAAAAAAAGGACUUUUUGGUAAUAAAUAACUAAGACAGAUAUUUAAGUUCGAUAAAUUUCCCAUAAAAGGCAAUCAUAUUAGCUUUUGGGCAAAAAAAUUCGCGGGCAAAGCCAUACCGGAUAAAAACGUGCGUGUGCGUGUAUUUUGUUUUUGAGUUUCAUUUAGCAAUUCCUCCUCAGUUAUCGCGACAAAAUUGUUGGAAAUCUAACGCUUCAGGUUUGCCCAGAAAUUCUCGAUGGGACGCAACAUUGAGCACAGCAUUGAUAUUCAACCGCUCCCUCUCCUCCAACGAUCGCUUCGAGUAGUGAGCAGAUGCCAAAUCCGACCAAAACACCACGUCUUUGCCCUUGCGGCAUAUCUUGAUGAAUUAAUGUAACUUCCGUCAUUUCUUACUAUAAAUUUCUCUGAUCAGAGCGAAAAAGAAUGCUUUUGACAUCCCUUUCUCGCUGAUUGUCAGCCCCAUCAGCACCUUCGUGGGGAAUUAGGUGUGUGAAAUGAACCUAACCUCGGAGCUCACUUCCUUCCUGGGGGAAGUACAAUAUGAAGCGCCCUGCCGGUCGUUGCCAUCCAGGGUGAGUUAGAUCGUAUCGUCCAUCACCAGCGCCACGUCGCGAUUUGCCUGGAAAUCAACUUGACCAUCUUAUUCAGCCGCUGCCCCAACGUUUGCAUGGACGGGACUGCCGUUUUCUGACAUGUACGUCCAUGUUCGCCAGGUAUUUUUCACUAUUUGGCUGGUUGCAGCGACCUCCUAGUCAGGCGCACGCAUCGAUUCCUUCGGUCAGCCACUUCAGCAUCCACUGGAGCUUCUUGUCGCUCAAGGUCGUCGGCCGUCCAGAACCGGGUUUCCUUUCGAUGCUCUGAUUGUUGUCCAAUAGUACCAAAAUGUUGUAGAUGCCACAAAGUGCCGCGCAAUAUCCGUUUUUGACGCGAAGUUCGACUGAUAGAGCUGUUAUUUUUUUCUGCUGACUCAUGGGUUACUAUGAUACAUACUGGAUGGGCAGUUUCGUCAGUGCGUGUGGAAGUGUGAAGGAACCAAUGAAAAAUCGGCAAUUUUUGUCCAUUUUUUUUUUUUCAAUGCAAACGUGAAAUGAGGUUUCACGUUGAAUUUCGCGAAACCUCGAUGACUUUCUCUUGACAAAAGGAAGUCCCUCUAACAAUAAAAUUUACCAAGGUGACAAAAAGUUGAAGCCUCUUCUGGAAAUUACAGUUGGCGACAACGUUGGCAGUACAAACGACGCUGAGUAAGCGUAAAAAGGAGGGUGCAAAUCAUACACAUAGGCGCGGAUAAUAAUAUAAAGCAAUAUGCUUCCCUUUAAUACUGAUAAAGCUAAUAAUAGAAGUGCGGAAAACACCCGAUCGACAUCACAAAAGUUCAAUGUUUCUGGUCGCAGUGAGUAGUCCAUACAGGAAAAAAGGUUUUCCAUUAUGACGCUGCUAAGUUUUUUUUUCUGGCGGUGUAUUUUUUUCUGAAUUUAAAUUCAAUUUUUUACAAAUUUUUGUGUGAUUGAUCGGAUAUGUACAUUAAAAGCUAUAUAUUUUUUAAACAAACUCUCCGGAGUUGGUCAACAGCUUGUUAAGGUUUAGUUCACACGCAAUCCGCUCAAUAAACUGUAAAUAAACGCAGUUGUUUGCUUAGUCUGAGACUAGGAAAUGUUUAAGAUAAGGGAAAUUUCCAACCAAAAACCUAAGAAGUCGGAUUUUUUUAAACGUUUUCUUUUAGAGAUAACAUAAGAUCUUAAUUAGUACAAAUCUAGUUGAAUUCAGUUCUUUGGUCUGCAAAAUAUGGAAAAUGGAGCACUAGUCGACACGGUGUAUACUGACUUCAAGGCAGCGUUCGACCGCGUUGAUCACAAUAUACUGUUAGCCAAAUUAAAGCAUCUUGGUGCUUCUACUACCUUCGUCCGGUGGUUGAAAUCGUUCCUUGAAAACCAGGGAACGCAGAAUCCCGCGGUUUCCGGAGUACUUCAGGCGUACCUUAAGGUAGCGAUGUUGGACCUUUACUGUUCUCGCUGUAUUACAACGAUGUCUGCUUGGCACUUUCUCCAAGAUGUAAAAUCGUGUACACUGAUGAUCUCAAAGUCUACUUCGUAGUUCAUUCAGUUACUGAUUGUAUUGAAUUACAAAAAUUGAUUGACACAUUCCAUGAAUGGUGUGUUUGUAACCGUUUCAGUAUCAGUGUUGCCAAGUGCUCCGUAAUCAGCUUCAGCCGAAGAAAAGCCUCUAUCGAAUACAACUACUCCAUUAACGGUCAGGAUAUUGAGCGAGUUACGGUUUUAAAACAUCUUGGUGUUUUGCUGGAUACCGAACUCAGAUUCCACGAUCAUUACAGCAGUAUCAUUUCCAAAGCAAGCAAGAACCUGGGAUUUAUAAUGAAAACUGCUAAUCAGUUCCGUGAUCCGCACUGCUUACGAGCAUUGUACUAUACACUUGUACGCUCUAUCCUUGAAACAGGGGCAGUUGUUUGGAGUCCUUAUACUGGGCUCUGGACUGCACGAAUCGAAUCAGUACAGAGAAGGUUCAUCAGAUAUGCACUUCAAGGUCUCCCUUGGACAGAGUCUGUGGAGCUUCCUCCAUAUAUAGAUAGGUGCAGGUUGCUGGACAUGGACACAACACAUUAACUGCUAUCUGUAUAAUUGACUCCGUAAAACAUUAAUUUGUAGUGUGCCGUGUCAAACAAAUGUUGUGAAAAAAAAAACUUCGUUCAUCGGUCACGAAUUUGAAACGUUGGCCGCUUUGAGACACGCGUUCCCAAAGUUCGAUUGAGCUGAAAUUUUUCAUGGGAACGUUUAACGGAAAGACCACAUUUUUGAGUCCUAGUGCUUCACGAUAUUCGAAAAAUCGAUUUUCAUUGAUUCCAUAGCUGCAAAUUUCUUGAUAAACGAAGGUCUUUCUGGCAAAUUUAUCAGUGAAAAAAACCUAAAUUUGCUAAAGACAUCUCCCCUGGCAGAGGCCCCGCAAAGUUUCAGGUCUAGUUACUGUCCAAAAUUCAACUUCACGUACGUUUCGUUAUCCAUCAGCAUGCAUCCUUCGUACUUCGUCAAAACAAGGUUGCACAACUUUCGAACGCGUUUUAAUCCUUUACCGCAUUUAGCGUAUUUGGUUAUGCCGGAUUUUUUACGUGGGUGUCUAAAAUCGGAUUUUGCUUUCUGGGCAACCACUUUUCCAAAAUGAAACGGAUCAACGUGAAAAAUUAACCGUUGAAAGAUACAGAUUUUCUACAAAUUGAAAUAUUACGUAGCUUUCAUAUAACAGAAAUUCAAAAAAUGUAUAAAUCAUGUAGGGAAAGUAAAAAAAAUGCACAUAAAUAGUUAUAAUAACUUCUUGAGCCGCAUGUCACUGGCAUGAUAUGGGAUAACUCAAAGAAGAAUCAAUAACACCUACUUCUUCAGAAUUUUUUUUUUUUGCAUCUUACAGAAUACAAGUUAUUUUUGUUAAUGUACUCUUUAAUUUGAAGCCAUUCGAGUAAAUAACCAACUAGCAUAUUAUUUCACUGCAAAUCUGUGUAAAAUUUAGUAAUAAUACGACUUCUCUGCGGGCAAACACUCGUACAAGAAAAAGAAUUAAGUCUACCAAGUUCCUCCUAAAAAAUACUUUCACGAAAAUUGGUCUUUUAUAUCAAUUUCGAACUGUUUCCGGCCAAACAAUUUUACCUAAACCUUCGAGAAUUACAAAAAGGUAAAAAUACAAAAGUAAAUCUAUCUUACCUUGUAGAACAAUUGAAAUUGACCGUUAGUCACAAUCUGCCGAACAAAGGCAUCUUUGUUUCACUUGCUAAGAUUUAAGAUUUCAGCUAACGUUGUCAUUUCUCGUUCAUGGUUUGCUAUGAUCUUUCACAGGGUGUUCAGGCGAAUCCUUACAAUAACGGUUAGAAUGUCUGAAAUGUUUCAAAAAGCAUUCUUCAUUAAUUCCGUAAUCUAAUAGGUGGAACUUCUAAUAACACUAAAGAAUUUAACACUACAUUUUUGAUAAAAAUCGAAUAAGCUCCAGAUUGCCAACCGCUAGUCAGCUUUCCGACACAUCAACCAGUCGAACAGUUGCUAGUUGUGACCAAACCUCAAGAACUAACCAAAAGAAGUGAAAUUAAAAUUAUAUCAUGAAAGGCUUGAUUUGAUUGAAUGUCACGAGUCAUCAGCUGUCAGUUUUUCAAAUAAUUUGUUUAUAUUUUUCUCAACUAUUAUUCUGUACAUAGGAAGCGAAAAAAUACUCCGCUAUAUACUGUACACAUCCUUUAGUUUGUAGCAAGAUCUAGUUCGUACUUCGCCGACAAAGCUCGCAGAAAAAAAAAAUAAAUUUAAAAAAAAAAACGAUCCAACUCGCCGGGAGUUUUUCCGGCAGCGAAAAUCCCCUCUACGAGUAAGCCAACAAAGAAAACUAAAAUGAUCAAACAUCACUCUAAAACCCCCCACAUUGUGUAAAGCGUGUAGCAGGUGGAAAGUGCUUCGUCGGUCCCAAGCGAAUGACGACGAGUCACAGCUCAGUGUUUGUUAAAAUAGUAAAGUUAAAAGUGUAACCGUGUGCGCGGGCUGCAAAACUCGUACUCACCUUAAAAGUCGCAACCCGACACUUAGUCGAUUAGUUAAAGCAACAAAAUAAUACACACAAACUCGUUGAAUGUUACACUCGAGAACGGAAAAUGUGGCUCACUGUUAAAUUAAAAGAGAAAAGCAAAAAACGACAACGGAGAGAAGCUCAAAACAAAACUCGUUAUGAUUACUAGGUUUAAGAAGGAAAGAUAAAAACAAAAAAUAAAACAACUGCAAGAGAGAAUAUUAGGACUCAAGUAAACAUUUUCAUGUAUAUUAGAGACGUAACUAAAAAUAAUGAAAACAAGGCACAUUUUUGUAUAGAACUGAAAAGUAGUGUUAAACAGCUAAACAAAAAAAAAACUCAAUUCUUGACUACACGUAAGGAAAACAAUGGUUGUUCUUCGGUGACAAGAGCAGACAUUCUUUCACACAAACAAAAACACACACACAUUAGGGUCAAUUUAAUCAAAGAUAACGGGUGAAAGCCGUGGGGUUUUCCCUUUGUUCACACCUCUCCUGUCAUAACUUUUAUGUGGUUGAUUUUCUCUAUCUCUUUUUGGUUUACUGUUCGAUACGAACUGGGUGAAUAUGUGCGAGUGCGCGUGGCUUGACGCGUGAUGCGAGUGCCGUCAGUAUUUUAUCAGGGACCCCAUUUUUAACCCAAAAAACCGCCUAUGUAGAUACUUUUUUCUUACAGUAAGCUCCGGUCUCUCGAGCCGAUAGAUGGACUCGCGUUACUACUCUCUGUUGUCACUCUAACCUCACUUUGGCAUCAUCAAUUGUCUGCAUUAGUAAACUAUAUUAUUUACAUUCCAAGCACUCUAUCAAUUCCAAACUCUUUUCUUCCCCUAAGCCUGAAACGCGUCCAUUUGUCGGUUCGAGCCAAAACCGUAGACGCAGCAGUAGCGUGCGCAAUAUGUAAAAUAGUAAUGUUUGAAUAUUUGAUAAUUAGAGAAAUGAAAGAAUGUGUAGAGGAAACACAACAGAUAACAGAAAUCAAUACCAAGAAAUAGUCUGAACAAAAAAAAUUAAACAAAACUUAAACUAAACUAUAAAAGCAAACCUUUACGAAUCUAAACGACACACGUUAAAAAUAAAUUGAAUCUUAAUGAUCUAGCUCGACAUUAAAAACCGAAAUUGAAAAGGUGAAGUAACCACACAAUACAGAAUUAAAGAAAACAAAAAAAAAACGAAAAAAAAAUCCAUACAAACAGAAUAAGCAAGACAACCUCUACCGGUGUAAGAUUAGUACUUUUUAAGGUUACGAAUAAUAAAUGACACAGAAGAAGCAGUAACAUUCAGAACCCAGAACCGUUAGACAUUCGAAUUAUUUCACACUAUUUCGUAAGAUUUGUAAUUAUUUUUAGGAGAUGCGAAACAAAGGAAAAGAAAAGAAGAGAAUGUGAAAUGAGCGAACGAUUCACAGGUGUUAUAUUGCGGUUGUAAACAAAAGAAGAAAAGAAAAAAACUGAAGCGGAGAGACAUAUUACUGAAGCGAAAAAAGGGUGCCAUCGUUUUCAACUGUAGAAUAGUGAAAAUUAAAAUAGUUUAACGUAUUAAUUUCACUACGCCGCUCGGUUUGAGUUGAACGAAAAAUGUGAACAUUUUUGUUUUCGAAGUUGUUUCAUUAGUCACUUAAGCCACUACUAGAAACAGAGCGCAACAGCUCUCAGUUUCGUGCAUGCAUGCAUCCAUACUCAGCCCUCACCCUCACACACCCAAUCACAGACACCACAUCCACAAUAGCUUUGCACAACCAAUCGAAUGAAGAAUAAGAAGAAACAGAAAAAAACUAUCAGUGUAGGUGUGUAAAAAACUAUGAAGUGCAGAGCACUGUCUCUGUGUCCUUCUCUCUCACUUUCAAUCUCCCGAACACGGAAGGCACGCUCUUUGUAGUGGCAGCAGUGAGCACGGAUUGUCACUGUACACGGAAUGUAAGCCAAACUUGUAUUUUAUGUAUUUAUUUUUAUGUGGAUUUUUAUUUUUUCUACUAUUGAAAGCGAAUAAAUAAACGAAAGGACAAUUUA